Diatraea saccharalis (sugarcane borer) is the source of this 3943-nucleotide messenger RNA. Lineage: Eukaryota; Metazoa; Arthropoda; Insecta; Lepidoptera; Crambidae. The record is from the annotation of a GenBank genome assembly.
GUUCUCGGUGUGGGCAUCAAGCUACCUACUAUACUUGUCCCUUUCGCUUUCAUUCAGAAUUUCUACGUCUACUUUGCAGUUCAUUUUCGUUGAAUGAAAGUCGUAAUGUUAUUUUCAGCUGUGAAUUUAAUUUGAAGUUUCAAGUUUGUGAUGUAAAUUAUCACCUAAUAAAAUGCCCGCUAAAGGUACUAAACGAUCAAGAAAGUCAAGACUGGUGCCGCGCGUUUGUGUUGAUACCGAAGAUGAUGGAUCGCAAUCGCAAAUGCAGAAGACGUCUAAAAGUUCUGAAAACUCCAAGGAUAUUGUAGAAGCAUCACCGCCUAUCAAAUUCAGUGUAAACAUUGAAGUAGAAGAGUUUAGUGAAGAUCCUAUUGUUUGUGAUAAAGUAGACGGAAUAAGGAUUGAAGAUAAUAUUAACAAUUCAUUCUCGAUAAAAAAUCAGGAAUCACAAAAUAUUGAUGAGAAACAAGAUGAUGACGACAAUACCCAUGGUAAUGACAACAAUGCCCAUGGUAGUGACAACAAUACCCAUGGUAAUGACAACAAUACCCAUGGUAAUGACGACAGUACGCAUGGUAAUGACGAGGGUACAGGUACGCAUGGUAAUGAUGAGGGUACAGUUGCUAAUGAUGAUAGUAUACAAAGUGAUGACGCUAACGAUGUCAUUAUUAAUAGCAAUGAUGAUUCGCAAACGUCAACAGUUUCAACAAAAAAUGCAACAGCAGAAAAAAAGCCAAAGAAGAAGAAGAAUUUACUCAACAAAAUAUAUAAUAUGUCACAGCACUCGGCAAAAUUAGUGAAACAAUGUAAGAUAACGGACGAAUAUUUCUUCAAAGAAUUGGAUGAGUUAUCAAAGAAGCAAUUAGAUAAAGCAGAUAAAAUACUGGCAAUUGAAGCUAGAAAUGCUUGGGGACGAAUUGUUGUGUCUUUACAUUCUUCUUCUUGGAUAGACAGACAAAUACAACAUGUCAUUGAUGAGUGGAAGACUUGGGCUGUAUCGUCGUUCGUGAGAGUUGAACCUCUCAUGUUUAAAUGUUACAUUUGCGAAGAGGCUUGGUGGCAUUUAGACGAGUUCAGGACGCAUCUACUCAAUAACCAUGAGUGUGAUGGAGUCAGUUGCUCUCUAGAAAUAACCUGUCAUGAGUCCAAUCUCAUAGCUUACAUCGGUGAGGAACCUGAAUUCCAAGAGUUCGUUAUAGAUACAGAUUGUUGGAGAUGCGGUUAUGACUACGAGUUCCACAGGAGGAAUAGUAAGCACUCCGAUGUCUUAUAUCAUUGUAAAUAUUGCCAGUCGAAUUUCUUUACGUGCAAAACGCAUGUUGAACAUCUGAGCUCCUGCUUGGAAUACAGGAAGAUGAUGAAGAAAAACAAUAUGUACAAAGACGUUAUUGAGUUCUACCGUUGUUUCAUAUGUAAAAUGGUUAUGACAUCAAAGACAGUUUUGCGUGAUCACUACAAGAAUUACCAUGAUGUCCGUUCAGAUGUGCCGAUGGCAUUGUUUACUAAAGCUUGUUCGCUCUGUAGCAGUACGUACUUUGAUAAGUCCUAUCAUAAGUGCCCGAAGAAAACUCAAACUCAGAUUUGCCCCCACUGCCUUCAGAGAUUCCCCUCGAAGAUCAUGAAGGAUCUACAUGAGCAGGCUAUGGCAAAGAACUAUGAGUGUCGGAUAUGUAGUGAUAUUUUGCCGAGUCAGUGCAUGGAGAUGAUGCAUAUAGUGACUCACAGUGAUAAUUUUAAACUUUUGUACAAGUGUUUGACAUGUGAGGAGAAUAUCUUUCUGUUAAAUGAACUUUCUAUGAAACAGCAUGUUGUUAUAUGGCAUAGGAAAAAAUUUGACAAGAGGAGAAACUUAGUUGAAGUGGUGGUAGCGCCAGCUCAAUGUGUUACAUCAACAAUGGUCGAGCAAAUGGACAUUGUGACGUCACUGUCAGGGAAAUUCGAGAUUGUAACCAAACCGAACAUAAAUGGAAUUUUAGAAGUAUCUGGCUUGAGAAACUUAGAAGAGUUGUAUACCAAAAAGAAAGAAAAUAAAUCUAUUGACGCUGAUAAGUCAACGGUAAGCAAAGACGACAGUGACGUCGACGAACCUGACAUAAAAAUUAUAGAAGAUCCAAAUUACGAUAUGAACUAUGAUGAAGCUACUGAAGAUAACGUAAAUGGUAAUGAAAAUGUAGAUAAAGUUGUUGAAGAUACAAAUAAAGAUAUAGAUAGUGAUACUGUUGAAGGAAAUGUAAAUACAGAUGAUGUCGAAAAUAACGUUUUUCCAUUUAUAAUCCAUAAUGUAAGAUCUGAGAGAGUUGAGGCGAAUGUUGAUGAAGCCAAGUGUGAUGAAGCGGCUAGUGACGAAAACGUCGAUAAAGGGUCAUCAUCAAUUAAAUUAGAAAAAGAUGAUGACAUUGAAGAGUCAAUUCAAGAAGUCAAUUACAUUAUGGAUAAAGUUAUCAAACAAGAGCCCGGAUUAGAGAAUAGUAACGCUAAUAGCGCUGAAACUGAUGACUACGCAACUCUUUUGUCCAAAGUUUUCGGCGGUUCUCACUGUUUGACGGCCUCUACUUACGCAAAUAUAAAACAGGAGCCGUCAGACGACGAUUUCUACGAAGACGACAUUAUUAUUUGGAAUGAAAAGGAUCAAAUUGUCGAAAUGAAUUCACCGGAUAAACAGAGUCAAAUCGCGGUGAUACACGACGAACCGAAAACUAUAGAAAGCGACACUGAGAAAACAUCGCCCGUCAAUUCUGUGGACACUGAGCCGAAGAACUUGAAAAGGAAAGUGAAAUCAGUGGAAUCGGAACCUUCCACUUCAAAGAUGAAAUUCUACAACAAUAAAAAGAAGAAAUGUAACAAGUGUGACGCCGUCGGAUCCACAUUUGAGAGCAUAAAACACAUCAGCCAUUGCAGCGACCAUUAUAGCUGCACCAAAUGUAACGUGGAAUUCGAUUCGAUACAAGAAUACGUUGAGCAUUUCCCACGGCACGGUUACCCGGAGGAUACAUGUCCUGCAUGUGAUACGAGGAUGACGAAAAAGAUGAACUUCGCUGUUCAUAUACAAUUGCAUGUGAAACAGAUGUUUUUGAAAGUCCAAAUAUUAGAUAAGAAGGAGAAGGUUGCCAAUAUCGACUUAUUGUAUACGUGUAAGGAAUGUAAAGAAAUUGUGGAAAUAGAACUAUUGUUCAUACAUUGGGAGAAACAUUUGGAUAUGUCUAAUGUGUCGUUUGUGAAGACUGAGAUAAGCGAUGACAUGCCAGAAAGUACAUUGGAUAGGAAUUUGCUGUAUGAACUUAAAGGGAUCGUCAGCGGGAUUGAGAGGCUCCAUUCGCCGAUCAUAGUUCUCACGACCGACUUGAUUGCAGCCAGACUGCUGACGAAGACUUCGUUCACCGGCAACGAGGGCAAAGUCUGUUGCGUAUGCGACCGAGAAUUCACUAGGAGGAACGACCUCAAACGGCAUCUAAUAGAGCACCUCUUGUCGGACGCGUUAAGCUGUUUCAAUAAGCGCGACGGUCUCGUGUGCCAGUUGUGCGGCACCAAGAUAGACAAGAGCGAUCCGUUUAGGAGGCACCUCAGAGACCACGCCGCUCUGCCCGUUUACUCGUGUCGUAUUUGUUCGAGAUCGUUCAGCGAUUCUAGCAACUUCGCCAAACACAGGAAGACGCACAAUUUCAAAAACCUGAACGAGUGCAAGUUGUGCCACAAGAAAUUUCACAGCGUACACAAAUUGAUGAAGCACGAGGCGGACCAAGUUCAAAACGCUCCGGUUGAAAUGGGACCACAUGUGGUUGAUACACAAGCAGAGGAAACAGCACGCCGACUGUCCGAUAUGUCACGAGUCGUUCAGAAAGUAUCAAGACGUCCGAGUACACAUAAGAGAAAAGCACAAAAGGAAAGCGACUUGGAUGAACGUGAAGAAUAUGAUGAAAAUCGUGAAGCUGGAGUCUUCGGAUGA